Molecule: messenger RNA, 2118 nt
Organism: Cyprinus carpio (common carp)
Lineage: Eukaryota; Metazoa; Chordata; Actinopteri; Cypriniformes; Cyprinidae
Product: carbonic anhydrase 2
Cellular component (GO): plasma membrane
Molecular function (GO): zinc ion binding; carbonate dehydratase activity
Source: RefSeq, a predicted model, not a curated record
UCCUACAGGUUUGGAACAACUUGAGGGUGAGCAAAUGAUGACAUAAUUCAAUUUUUUGGGUAAACUCACUUUAAUUUGGGACAUAUUUUAUGUUGGGAAAUUGAACAAAUGCAAGAAAUGACAGCUAUCACAGUCUUCUGAUGAGAUGCAAAAAUACUGUAGUAGUGUUCAUUGCACAUGCUAUACUUCAAAAGGCACUGCUGUCUGGUAGUACGACUGGUAAUCUUCAAAUGGAGGAAAGUAAUGAAGAAAUAGCUUCAACAUCUGCAUAUUAAUUCAUACAUAUUUUUAUACACUGUCUGGUUUUUAGCUUCCAAUGCAGUUGUGUCUGUUAAACACACUGUUCAUUCAGAUUAUUAAAACUAAAUGACUAACAACUGCACUUUGUUCUGCUUACAAAGCAGAAACCUCAUUAAGGUGUGAAAACUUGGUUAGAGAGUGGAAAAAGUUCUUCCCUUCUCUACAAGUCAUGUAGAGAGAGUGCACUAAAAUAAGCUGUUUGUUAUGACUAAGCAUGUGAAGAAUUAACAAAACAUAUCAUUGGUAAUAUAUUUCACAAACAAUUACAAAGAAAAGGCAAGUAACACAUUGAAUUAAAUGUGAAAUGUUGUAUAUGUGGAACUGUAUGUGUGAAUUCAUAAACCUUAACCCAUUUCCUUUACAGGAAAUUCUUUUUUUUUUUUUUUUUUCACUCUGUGGCCUAGUACAUACAAACAUUCAGAGGCAAUGACAGCCUGAAUAGCCCAACUGAUUGCUACUGUAUACUAUGGUCUGUUAAAAAAAAUAAAAUUAAAAUAAAGACACUGUAGCUUGUGCAAUGGUAAGUUGCCCCAUUAAUUUUUAUUUUUUCACUAAAUGUUUUCUACUUUUUUCAGUAGCUAAAAUGUUUUUAGAAUUACAUGUAGUCUAACGCAGGAAACAUUUUUAUGGACAAAAUAUUAAAUAUCUUCUGAUUUAAUGUGGAGAUAUGCUAAAAUGCAUAUUUCUAACAAGCAGAUGCUUCUCAAGACAUGUGUGGUUGUUAUUUUAUUGUCUGACUUCAGCAUUGCAAAAGAUUGGUGCUAUUUUGGCUGUGAAAACUCGCUCCCACAUUGGGGCAAACACUAUCCCAAAUGUAAUGGGCGUAAACAGUCUCCAAUCAACAUUGACACCCAGAAAGUCGUUAAAAACCAAGAGCUGGGAUCUGUUGACCUGAUUAACUUCAGUCUUCCUCACACCAUGAAGAUGCUGAAGAAUAACGGACACACAGUUGAGUGUGAGUUGAAGGAAGGAGCAGUGGGAGUUAGAGGAGGAGGUCUGAAGCACAAAUACACCGCCCUGCAGUUCCACUUCCACUGGGGUGGAAAGGACCUGGUGAACCAUCCGGGAUCCGAGCACUCUCUGAAUGGACACAGAUCGCCUCUAGAAAUGCACAUUGUCAGCCGGAGAAGUGAUCUUAAUGACAGCACCGCAGCAAAAGUUCAAGAUGGCUUUGCUGUGAUGGGCUUCUUUAUUGAGAGCAACGAAAAGGAAAAGCAAAAGGAGACAUCACAAGUCUGGGAAAGCUUUACCGAUUAUCUCCAAAAAAUACCAAGAAAGGGAGACAAAGUCAGAAUUAUGGAGCCCUUUUCUAUGCAUCAGCUCUUAAAGGGGGUUGAUCUCAGCAAGUACUACCGGUACAAUGGCUCACUGACCACCCCUCCCUGUGAUGAAGCUGUGGUUUGGACCAUCUUUAAGGACCCAAUUAGGAUCAGCAAAGAUCUGCUGCUUAGAUUCCCAACAAAAAUUUCUUUUGGCAACGUGUAUCGGCCACAGCAACCACUGAACAAUCGUGUGGUGUAUGCUUCCACUGCUCUCACCGCAGGUUACACAGGAACAACUGAGCACAUCCUACAUCACCCGACCAAUCAGGGGCCCUAAUCUGAAAAUUAUGCACAUAGUUUAAAUACAAAAGCUUUUAUUUUACUCAUUGUCUGUCAGAAAAAGCAAUGUAAUUUAAAAAACUGAAUACAAAUAUUGGUAGAUUAUUGAUGUUUUUUAUUAUAUUCCAGGACAAAAAAGAUUAAAGAAAAGUAAAGGAAGGACUAUCUGCUGUAGCUGUAUGGAUAUUGGAUAUAAUAUGUUUACCCUUCUUAAAAA